AUGGAUGAAGAGUACGACGUCAUCGUUCUUGGAACGGGAUUGACUGAAUGCAUUCUGUCUGGACUGCUGUCAGUGGAGGGAAAGAAGGUCCUUCAUAUGGAUCGCAAUGAUUACUAUGGAGGUGAUAGUGCUAGCUUGAAUCUGACACAGCUCUAUCGGAAGUUCAGAGAGGAUCAAGCUCCGCCGGCCGACCUUGGGCGCGAUCGUGACUACGCCGUGGAUCUCGUCCCGAAAUUCAUCAUCGCAUCUGGAGAGCUGACGAAGAUCCUCGUCCACACGGAUGUUACCCGCUACUUGGAAUUCAAGCAAAUCGCUGGUAGUUUUGUAUACCGCGAUGGCAAGAUCUCCAAGGUUCCAAGCACGGAGAUGGAAGCUGUCCGAAGUCCCCUCAUGGGUUUGUUUGAGAAGAGGAGAGCCAAGAAAUUCUUCGAGUUCUUGCAAGGGUGGAAGGAUGACGAUCCAGCUACACACCAAGGUAUCGAUCUGGACAGGGACAGUAUGAAGACAGUGUAUGAGAAGUUUGGCCUGGAGCCUGGAACCCAAGAUUUCAUUGGCCAUGCCAUGGCGUUGUACCUGGACGACGACUAUAUUACGAAACCUGCGCGGCCUACAUACGAUCGCAUCGUUCUCUAUACUUCGUCAAUGGCUCGCUACGGCAAAUCGCCGUACAUUUACCCGCUUUACGGUUUGGGCGAGCUUCCACAGUCGUUCGCCCGGUUAUCAGCUAUCUAUGGCGGUACCUAUAUGCUGGACAAGCCGAUCGAUGAAAUUGUCACAGAUUCGGAUGGCAAAUUUGUCGGAGUUCGCAGUGGCCCUGACACCGUCAAGGCCAAGCAGGUCAUCGGCGAUCCCAGUUAUUUCGGUGCCGGUAAAGCGAGCGAAGGCGGCAAGGUACGCGUCCUUGAAGAGGGAAAGGUAGUUCGGGCUAUUUGUGUCCUGAAGCAUCCGAUCCCUGGGACGGAGGACGCAGACAGCUGCCAGAUCAUCAUUCCGCAGAACCAAGUUGGACGGCGCAAUGACAUCUAUAUUGCUAUGGUCUCUUCAACUCACAACGUCUGCGCUAAGGACGUGUACAUCGCCAUCGUGAGCACCAUCGUUGAGACAGACAAACCCGAGCAGGAGAUCGCUCCGGCUCUGCAGCUCCUUGGAGGGGUUUAUGACAAAUUUGUCUCUGUAACAUCGCUGUACACGCCAACAUCAACGGGAGAGGGUGACAACAUUUUCAUCACUCGCUCCUAUGAUGCGACUUCCCACUUCGAGACCGUGGUUGAUGACGUCCACAACGUUUGGAAGAGAGUUACGGGCAAAGACCUUGUUCUGAAGAAGAGAGAGGUCGAAGUAGAGCAGUAG
This is a messenger RNA of Punctularia strigosozonata HHB-11173 SS5, 1350 nucleotides long. RefSeq names its product rab GDP-dissociation inhibitor. The record is from RefSeq and is a predicted model, not a curated record. Gene Ontology annotation, biological process: protein transport; vesicle-mediated transport; small GTPase-mediated signal transduction. The transcript has 7 exons. NCBI's taxonomy places the organism in Eukaryota, Fungi, Basidiomycota, Agaricomycetes, Corticiales, Punctulariaceae. Gene Ontology annotation, molecular function: Rab GDP-dissociation inhibitor activity. Bases 1 to 1350 code for a protein of 449 amino acids. Gene Ontology annotation, cellular component: cytoplasm.